Cladophialophora immunda is the source of this 2142-nucleotide messenger RNA. RefSeq lists its product as uncharacterized. Bases 1 to 2142 code for a protein of 713 amino acids. The transcript is spliced from 6 exons. Gene Ontology annotation, biological process: DNA-templated transcription; regulation of DNA-templated transcription. Lineage: Eukaryota; Fungi; Ascomycota; Eurotiomycetes; Chaetothyriales; Herpotrichiellaceae. The record is from RefSeq and is a predicted model, not a curated record. Gene Ontology annotation, molecular function: zinc ion binding; DNA-binding transcription factor activity, RNA polymerase II-specific; DNA binding.
AUGGACCCUCGUACUUCGCAGCUUUACGGGGGCGGUGUUGAUCGUUUGCGAUCCGGACUGGCUUGCCUCACCUGUCGAAAACGUAAGAACAAGUGCGACGGAUCCCGCCCGGCAUGUGGCUUCUGUAACAAGCGAAGUUUGACUUGCAUCUACGACGACUCUGCAAAAUAUUCGGCCGCCAACCGAGGCUACGUCGAGACGCUGGAGCGGAAAAUACGAAAGCUGGAGCAGGAACUCGGGCAGAGACGGGAUGCACCCAGCUAUGUCGCCCCUACAGCCCGCCAGUCCACGGACGAGGCCCUCGUCCAAGAUUUCCAGUGGCAGAAUCCCCGGGUUCGAACAAGGGCGAUUCCUCUACACGACAUGCACCCUGUACUGCCAGAUCCAGAUUGCACCUCUUUAGAGAAAGACCAUGAUCUCGUCAAGGUCAUUAAAUAUGGAGAGAUUUCGAUUCAUUCGGCGCUGGCUGAUUUUGGAGUGGCGCCGUCCGGCACCUCUCCAUCUGAUGCACGGGCAACGCAUGGGGAUGCAGAAAGCGAGAAUUCCUCAAUCCAGGACGCCGACGCCAUGAUCCGCGAAGAACAAUAUCCACUGGAUGAUUCCUUUGUUCUCCCACCACGUGCACUGGCAAAUCGCCUGGUGGACCUGUUCUUCGACCACGUAUACCCAAUUGUGCCGCUGGUUCACGAGCCCAGUUUCCGGAAAGAAGUCGAUGCACUGUACACCGAUCGCCGGUCCGGGAGCAUCGCAUUUCGGAGCAUGGUCAACGCGGUGUUUGCCUACGGCUGUGAUUAUCUUGAUUUGGGUCUAGCACGGACCUACGAACUGUCCCAGGACUUUCACGAACGUGCCACUGAUUUGAUACUGCUGGUUUGUUAUGAGCUGGCGUCCCUCGAAGUUGUUCAAGCCCUGCUUCUUGUGACAUUGCAUCUCAACAGCAGCAUGCAAUUUCACCGUAUGUGGGUCAAUACAGGUCUGCUAGUGAGGACUGCACAAGCACUGAACCUCCACGUCGACCCGUCUGCUUGGAAUAUCAGGGUGAUUGAGAAAGAGUUGCGGAAGAGGCUUUGGUGGUCGAUAUAUUCCCUUGACCGGUUUAUCAGCUUGAAGCAUGGCCGACCUCCAGCGUUAGAUGUCAAAGCUGGCCACUCGGUCCCGCCCACGGCCGUCGACGACGAUCAAAUCUUCCCUACAUAUAUCGCGAGCUCCUCGGGGAGGCCGCCGUCCCAGCUUCUCUUCUUCAUCCAUCUCAUGGACCUGAUCCACAUAUCGGAGAUAUCACUCUCCUCCGGCGGCUCCAGUGCGCCCUGGAAAUUGUCUCAAGAAGUGAACCAUGACGCGAAUCGGAAUCAUGAUACGAGAGGCGCCAUCUAUACUCAAACGUCAGUCGCCCUCGAACAGGAGAGCAAACUCUCUACCUGGCUCGACAACCUCCCCGAGCAUCUCCGCUUCAACUAUGCCAACACCGACCCAAAACUCCGUAUGCAGCAACGUAGUUUGCAGAUUCGGUAUUUACACACCAGACUCAUGAUUCACCGGCCGAACAUGAUCUUUGCACUAAAAUUCGACAGCCGUAAGGAGAAUCUGUGUCGGAACGAUACAUUCUUCCAAUCCAUAUUGAGCGCCAGCAUUGAGCAAUGCAUUCAGUGUUGCACAGAAUUGCUGAGCCUGGUCAAGGAGUACUAUGAACAAAAGAGCCUAGGGCCUUGGUGGUUACUUUUGCAAUUCAUUUUUACGACCUUGGCUACGCUAUGUGCGGUUCGAGCGAGACGGAAUUCAGUGCCGAAUCUGGAUGAUGGGAAUAUCGAUACCACAAUCGAUAAAGCGAUGGGCUUGCUGCGUUCUUUUGGCGACAUCCACCCAACGCUGGGCCCAGUCCCUCACCCAGAAACCAUGGCUAGGCUCAGGUCUCCCACAAACAAUCGAGUCCUUCAUCCCUCAUUGCCAACUGCCACAUGCACGAUUCAACCGACACCAUCGAGAACCAGUCCAAGGCUCCAGAAUCCGGCAGAAUACCAGCCCCAUGACCUUUUCCUGCACAACCCAGAUCAGAGUCUGGAGGACUGCACCGCGGAACUCUUCUCUGAUGUGACUUUUGGUGGCUUCAAUUUCGGCGCCUUGGAUCCCAUACUUCAGGCAUGA